This is a messenger RNA of Ylistrum balloti, 798 nucleotides long. RefSeq lists its product as uncharacterized. Bases 1 to 798 code for a protein of 265 amino acids. The transcript is spliced from 3 exons. The record is from RefSeq and is a predicted model, not a curated record. NCBI's taxonomy places the organism in Eukaryota, Metazoa, Mollusca, Bivalvia, Pectinida, Pectinidae.
AUGGCUCGGGAAGAGACCAAAUGGUUCGUGCUACUUGUCCUUUUGGUGGCAUUCGUACUGGCUCUAGUAGGAUUUGCCACGCCUAGCUGGAACAAGAUCUCCACAAACUCCACUACCACCCCGACAAUCACUGCCGGAUUUUUCGACGUAUGCGUUUCCAGCACGUGUAGAAGAUAUCUCGAGUACUUUUCCUUGACCAAAUACAGCGACGACCUAAUUGGCUGUAUCGUCUUCUGUGCUUUCGGAAUCUUCUUUAUCGGUCUCGCCCUUCUCUUUACUUUCUGUUCCGUGUGCCGCUGUGACGAACUCCAGGGAGACUGUGGAGGAUGUCGGACCGACAGGAGGCGCUAUCUCUAUGUAGCAUGGUUUACCUUAAUUGGAGGUCUUUUGCUGAUCACGACUGUGAUUUGGUUCUACAUCAGCCAGAUACGUAAUCAGGGAGGCUUGUAUGGGAUUACUAAUUCCGUGACUAACAAGGUGGAUUACUCGCUAGCUUUGGUUGCCGCUGCCGGAGCUGUCGCCGUAGUACUUGCUGUCAUCAUUUUCCUCGUGCGUCUACGGAUGUAUGAUUAUUACGAAGACGAGGAAUACGAACGCCGUCCUCGCAAAAGAGCUCCUCCUGUUAUAUAUAUGCAAGAGCCUCCAAGGAUGCCCCGCGCAGAGCCACCGCCGUACGUGGUGGCACCUCCCAACUCCUACAGGUACUCGUACAAGAAUGAGCCACAGUACGUAGAGUACGGCAGCAGGCGAGCGGCUUACCCUGACAAGAAGAAAUACCUUACAUACGGGGAUUAUUAG